This is a messenger RNA of Ahaetulla prasina, 5509 nucleotides long. RefSeq names its product family with sequence similarity 110 member D (gene FAM110D). Bases 142 to 1191 code for a protein of 349 amino acids. The record is from RefSeq and is a predicted model, not a curated record. The transcript is spliced from 2 exons. Lineage: Eukaryota; Metazoa; Chordata; Lepidosauria; Squamata; Colubridae.
ACCCUUUCUCCAGGGUGUGGCGUUGGACAAAAUUCUGCCAAUUCUUUUAACCUGUUAGUCAUAAUCUGUUUAUGCAAUUGUUGCAGACCAAAAACAUCCUGGUUUUGGAAAUUGCACAAUAUCUGAAACGGUGGAUACAGCAUGAGGCCUCUUUCUCCAGGAGAUGGACUUUCCCCUCUGGGUCUACUCACACGAGGGCCUGACUACUUGCGUAAGCAGCUGGAGAUGAGCGGUGGUGGGCGGACGCCGAGUGCCGUAGAGAGGCUGGAAGCUGACAAAGCCAAAUAUGUCAAAUCUCGGCAAGUAAUCAAUAGCCGUCAAGAGCCAAUUCUGCUCAGCCACAUUCCCCGGUCUUCCCCAUGCUGCAGGAGACCCUUAACCCUUCACCAGCAGAGUGAAUUUCCUCAGGGCUUGACAGCAGAUCAAGAUGGCCUCAGAUCCAAGAAGCAGCCCCCUUCUCCUCAGUCCCCCAUAGCCCGGCGAGGGGGCAGCAGGCGCCUACUGAGGCCUGAUUCACUUGUCAUCUACCGUCAAAAACGCGACUCUUCUCUGGUCAACAAGGAGAACAGCAAAGGGUACAACAACCUAAUGAAGUGGCUGUUUCAGGGUCCACUGAGAGAUGGACCUCACAACUGUUCUUCUUCAAGGAGUCUCUUAGUAGGAGAUGGACAUCUGGAAGUGACACAAGAAGAGAACUCCAUGGUUUGGGUACCUGCAGAGAAGGAGGACACAAGGACUGCAAAUUCAGUGGACAUGUCUGAUGGAGUCAUGGGUUGCGAGUCUGAGCCUAGUCAAAAAACCCAGGCCAACUCUCAGCUCAAUGUUGACCAGCCCUUUCCUUCCUCGGGCCAUUACCAAACAGAAGCCAAGAAACAGCUGACACUGAGUUAUUCUCUUCCUCUUUCAGAGAAAGAACGAUUCUUUAAUUACUGUGGCUUGGACCGGAAUUUGGUGGAGGGGCUCGGAAUUGAACGCUUCAAACCGGGCAGCUGGGAAGCUGGUUCCUUCUGCAUCGGGUCAGCUAGUUCCGAACGUGAUGGCCUUUCCUAUAACGGGGAGCCCUUGUCUGCUGAAGACCCAAGUGACAAGCUGUCUGCAUCGGUCUCUGUUGUUGAGCGGAACGCCCGUGUCAUUAAAUGGCUUUACAGCUGUCAGCAGGCCCAAACGAGGUCCAAAGAAUCUACAGUAUGAACUCAUGAAGGUCUUGGGGAAGACCAGUUUUGGAGGGAAUCAUGGCAAGAUUCACCAUGGGAAACAGAGCAGGGAAUAGCAAUAGCAAUAGCCCUUCGACUUAUACACAGGUGAACUGCACUUUCUUUAACAAAGAGUUCGCUGGUUGUGAAUCCACGUGCCCCUUUGGGAGACAAACAGAGCAUCAGACAGGCUCCUAAUCAGCUCAGGCAGCUCCGGUGAGAUCAGCAGGGGCGGCGUGGAACGCAGCUGGGCCAGCCAAUGAGCCAGAACAGGGGUCUCCAACCUUGGCAACUUUCAGACUUGUGGACUUCAACUCCCAGCUUUGCUGGCUGAGGAACUCUGGUAGUUGAAGUCCACAAGUCUGAAAGUUGCCACGGUUGGAGACCCCUGAGCCAGAAAGUAAGUUAUAAAUGGAUAGCAUAGAAGAGCGGUGGGUGGGCAGGCCCAGGGGUGAAAUCCAGCAGGUUCUGACAGGUUCUGGAGAACCGGCAGCGGAAAUUUUGAGUAGUUCAGAGAACCGGCAAAUACCACCUCUGACUGGCCCCAGAGUGGGGUGGGAAUGGAGAUUUUGCAAUAUCCAUCCCCUGCUAUGCCCACCAAGCCACACCACACCCACCAAGCCAUGCCCAAAGAACCGGUAGUAAAAAAAAUUGGAUUUCAGCACUAGGCAGGCCCAACCAGCGAUCAGAGCUAAGGGUUCACCCGAACCCUCGCGACCAUGCAGCAGCCCACCACUGGACUUAUAUACCGCUUCGUAGUGCUUUCACAGCUCUCUCUAAGCAGUUUACAGAGUCAGCUUAUUGCCCCCAACAAUCUGGAUCCUCAUUUUACCCACCUCGGAAGGAUGGAAGGCUGAGUCAACCUUGAGCCUGGUGAGAUUCGAUCUGCCGAACUGCAGCUAGCAGUCAGCUGAAGUACCCUGCAAUACUGCACUCUAACCACUGCGCCACCUUGGCUCCACAUUGCCAGAUGUUCUCUUUCUCAAAGGAAUACUGUUAAGAGCCAGUUGGUCUUGAACUUUUGUUGAUUUUUUUCCCCAGUGAUGGCUACGUAAUAAUGAUUCAUUACCAUACUGAGGAUUCUGAGAAUUGAAAUCUAACAGAGGCGGAGGACCUCAGAUAGAAAAAUAUUCCCUUGGCAAUAAGGAUACAGUUUCCAGGACUAAUUUAAGGACUACAAAUUCUUGCUGCCAUCCAGAGUCCGAGGAAUACGUUUUCCUUUCUUUCCUCAUUGAUUGAGAGCCAGCCAUUGUGAUGCAGCAGAGAACACCGGAAGAAUUGGUGCCAAUCUCUUCUCGCCUAUGAAGUUUCUUAAAGUGGAAGGUUGGAGACCCCUGGUUUACCUAGCUAGUGUACCUUUUCUACGAGGUUGUUGUAUAUCCUGAUAUCCUGCCAACAAACAACCCCUGUGUACUUUGGCUGGUUGAGUUAUUAAUCAUUGCUUAUUUAGGCCUCUAACAAAGUGCUGAGCUCUAAGGAAUUUCCACUCCUGUUGGCAGAAUUAUCUGAAUGUAGUUCUACAUUGAAUCAUCCGAGGUUCCUUUUUUCAGAUAGCUUGGUUCAAGUCCAGGGUGCUUGGCUCUUCCUUUAUGUCGAAGCCUGUAUGACUUGCUUCACUGUGCUGCAAGAGGAUUCUGCUUCCCAGUGUUUGUAAUUAAAAAAAAAAAGUUGUUGAUACGCUUGUCUGCCUUUGCUCAAUACCAACCAACUUUUGGAAAAUAGCAUCUUGAGGGGGGUUCAGCUAAUGUCAGGCUGGAUGAAUAGAAUAGAAUAGAAUAGAAUUUUAUUGGCCAAGUGUGAUUGGACACACAAGGAAUUUGUCUUGGUGCAUAUGCUCUGAAUGUACAUAAAAGAAAAGAUACUUUCAUCAAGGUACAACACUUGCAACACUUAAUGAUAGUCAUAGGGUACAAAUUUAACACUUAAUGAUUUUAUGAGUUUUACAAUGUGGAUUUUUAAUGCUGUAAAUCUCCCAGAGUCACCAUGUGCGGUUCUAUAAAUUUGAUUAAUAGAUAAAUGAAUUUAUUUUCUGGUCUGGGAGAAGCACUAGGCAGCCACAGAACCCAACCCUUGAAUUUGGUAAAGUGGGGGAAAAGGAUGCAUGUACUUCUGGAAAACUGGAAUUAUUUCUAGGGGAGGUCUGAGGAUUUUAUUCAGCUGUAUUUCCUUCUGUUUGGACCGUUGGCUUCUUUGAUGAUUGGAAGAAUCAAAAAAAGACUCUCUGAGGAUCCUUCCAUACCUCCUCUGCUUCUAAUCUUUAAUCACAAUUUGAAAUGUACCCUAUUGCAUUUCUUGCAGCUUUGAGAAUAAGGAACAAAAAUCUCUAGCCCACGCAGCAACACAAUUCUCCCUUCCCCUCCAUAAAACAGGGAAGGGGAUAAAUAUAUCAACACAAAAAAGUAGGAAUAUAAUCACAACUCUUGUCAAUUUCAUCCCUGCUUCAUUGGGGAGCUGGGGGAGGAUGCAAAGCUAUUAAACACCCAUUACCCUUUAUGGACUCAUUAGAGUAGGGGAAGUACAAAUAGCAAUAGCAUCUAGGCUUAUAGCCCACCACAUAGCGCUUUACAGGGCUCUCUGAAGAGUUUACGAUGUAAGCAUUAUUUGCACAUUGUCCACAACAAUCUGGAUUCUCAAUCUGGAAGGCUUGAGCCCAGGGGUGAAAUGCUCACGGUUCAGACCGGAUUGCCUGAUCUGGUAGCGAUGAUGGUGGGUGGUUCGGAGAACCGGUAGCAAAAAUCACUGCCCCCACUCAUGCCCAGCUGAGCCGCACGAUCAUCAGAGGGUUGUUUUUUUUUACUUUUAAAAGCAUUUUUUCUUUGGCUGAAAAAAUGCUUUUAAAGUAAAAAAAAAAGCCUCUGACGAUCGCGCAGCUCAGCUGGGAUCGUCUCAGGCUUUUAAAAGCAUUUUUCUACAACCUCUUUGGCCGAAGAGGUUUUAAAGUGAAAAAAAAAAAGUUGGCCACAUCCACCCAGUCACAUUACCCACCCACCCCACCAAACCACGCCCACAGAACCGGUAGUAACAAAUUUUACAUUUCACCACUGCUUGAGCCCCAUCAGGAUCAAACUUCAAGCUAUGGGCAGAGUUUGCUUGCAAUACGGCACUUUAAGCAUUGCACCACCUUAUAAAUAGCCAGGAGAAGGGAAGACACACAAAUUCUGCCUGUAGAGAAAUGACUUGCCCCGGGUCUGGAGUCUCUUCAAGGCUCCCCAGUUUCCAGCGAAAAACUGAUUUCACAGCUUUUUUAAGAAUUUCACAACAGAGCUGCCAAAAAAAAACCAAGUCAGGCGUAAAGGUGUGGAGAUGAUCUGGGAGUUGUCUAAUAUCCUUUGUAGUGUAGGAAGUUAGCACCCACCCCUCUCCUAGAAGAAUGAAAUAUUUUAGAAAAAAUUAAAAAGGGCAGAAUAUUAUAUUUCCCUGGAUGAGAAAUGGAGAAACAUGUUUUAAGGACAAAGCAGCUCCCUGCAGCUUCCUGCCUCCCCCCACCUUUGUCAAUGGGCCAGAGACAGAAACUCAUUCUCCCCACCUUUGUCAAUGGGACCAUCAUCUGCAACACAAUAGGACCCAUCUAGCAACAGAAACUCACCACAUGGCACCUGGGAAGAUUACAUCAGCCAGCAAGGCUAGCUAAGACCCCCACUCCCUGGGAGUCUGACAACCAAUCAGGAUACUCUUCCUGUGCCCCAGGAAGUUCAAAGCUCAGAGAAAGCAUAAAACCAAGGCACGCUCAGUAUCUUCGCCCUUUUCUGUUCAGGAACUCAAACCAUGUGAACCUGUCCACCAUUAAACCAUCUUUCCAAGCAGUCUCCAUGUUUCCAGUGUCUUUUUCCCCACUUGGAACUGAACCCAGAUGGACAUUUCUUCCAACAAGAUGUCAUACAUUAUUAUGGCAUCAGCUUGUGAAAGGUGAAGUCUUAUUUUAGAAAUAGUGUGCUUGUAAAGAUCUUAUAUGCAUUCUAAGGCAAUUGAUACUUUCCAUCGAAUGCCCAUGAAAAAGUACAGCCUACGUGUGAUGAAUGCUGCCUGACAAACUCUGAAUUCUUGCUCUGCAGAAAGUUAACAAGGUUUUAAUUUUGGAUGGCAGUCUGUCUGUUGCCACCAUGUGGCAGCUAGAUGUAUCACAAACCUUUUAUACAAAAAAAACCCUACAUUUACUCUGAAUAGGCAAUUUAUUCUAGCACAGCCUAUUCCGUGAAAAUAGAAGAUUCCAUUAAAAUGAACAAUUGAAGCGACAUUUCCAAACCUUAUCAUUGCCAGCCUGUAUUUCAAAUGUGUGAGCAUGGUCAGUUGCAAGAGCCAAAGACACUGUUUGUCCU